Molecule: messenger RNA, 4020 nt
Organism: Tupaia belangeri chinensis (Chinese tree shrew)
Lineage: Eukaryota; Metazoa; Chordata; Mammalia; Scandentia; Tupaiidae
Gene: ZNF135
Product: zinc finger protein 135
Exons: 5
Coding region: 467-2473 (668 amino acids)
Biological process (GO): regulation of transcription by RNA polymerase II
Cellular component (GO): nucleus
Molecular function (GO): DNA-binding transcription activator activity, RNA polymerase II-specific; RNA polymerase II cis-regulatory region sequence-specific DNA binding
Source: RefSeq, a predicted model, not a curated record
CCUGUGCCGCUUCGAGCCUGGGGAGUGUCUCCCAAGGGUCUCGGAUGUGGGAGGAGAGGCUGGGACUGAGGGGGAGGUUCUGGCUGAGGCGGGAGUGGCCGAAGGCUGCGGGUCUUGGGGGUGGGAUAGGCCGAGGCAAAGUCAUUUCUGGAGCCUGCAUAUCUUGCACGCAGUAGACCCUGAACAGAUAGAUGUUCCCAGUAGCUAGAGGCGCCCCUCCUGGCAACAGUGGCCGUCGCGGGUAACUGCUGCCCUCGUCUCAUCUCCUGCCGCUGUGCCCAAGCCAGGAACUGGGUCUCCACCCUCGUUUUAUGGAAAAGGAAAACAGGCACGCCACACUGAGCCUGGAGACCACCGUGCCAUCUAGCUUGUCAUCAUAACAGAAAUAAUAUCACCCUGGAAAUAAUCUGCACAAGCGGAGGAUGCGCCCCUUGCCGCCUUAGCUCUCGGUUUCCUUAUCUCUAGAAUGAGAACUGGAGCUGGCUGUUCAUGCAAAAGGCUGGAAGACAAGGGAAUGACCGCAGGGCUUCUCAACCCCAGAGCCUCCGAGCAAGUGACCUUUGAGGACGUGGUUGUGGACUUCACUCAGGAGGAGUGGAGGCAGCUGGAACCUGCCCAGAGGACUCUGUUCCGUGAUGUGAUGCUGGAGACCCUCAGGCUCCUGAUCUCUGUGGGAUAUUGGUUUCCGAAGCCAGAAGUCAUCUCCCUACUGGAACAGGAGGUAGAGCCAUGGGCACUGGACUCCAGAAUUCCCCAAGACUUGGAAACUCCACUUUCAGUUUCAAAGCUAGGCAUCUCUGAAGAAACAUGCAACACUGUCAUUGAGGUAAGAAGACUCCUGUGGGGUGGCCUGUGGUACUCUAGGGGUGAGGACACUGAGGGCCACUGGGAAUGGAGUCUCAAAAGUUCAGUGAACUGUGUGGUGCAAGCAGCCUUCACAUCUGUGAAGACUCCCACCCAGAAGGAAUGUCAGGGAAACAGGUUUGGGGAAAACCUGAAUAUGAGCUCUAAUCUCCCAGUUCAACCAAUGACUCCUGAAAGACAGGGUCCUCCCAUGUGGGGAACACGUGGAAAGAGGGAGAAACUGGACUCAAAGUUAAAUGCUCCACAGAAAACCUAUGCAAGAGAGAAAUCUUACAGAUGUCAGGAAUGUGGAAAGGACUUUAAUCAUAGCUCAGCACUCAUUGAACACCACCGAACGCACACAGGAGAGAGACCUUAUAAAUGUCAGGAAUGUGGAAAAGGCUUCCGAAACAGCUCUGCACUUACCAAACACCAGAGAAUCCACACUGGGGAAAAACCCUAUAAAUGCACUCAAUGUGGGAGGACCUUCAACCAAAUUGCUCCACUGAUCCAGCACCAGAGAACUCACACAGGUGAGAAGCCCUAUGAGUGCAGUGAGUGUGGGAAAUCCUUCAGUUUUAGGUCUUCUUUCAGCCAGCAUGAGAGGACUCACACGGGUGAGAAGCCCUAUGAGUGCAGUGAAUGUGGGAAGGCCUUCCGGCAGAGUAUUCACCUCACACAACACCUACGAAUCCACACUGGAGAGAAACCUUAUCAGUGUGGAGAGUGUGGCAAGGCUUUCAGCCACAGCUCAUCCUUGACCAAACACCAGCGAAUUCACACUGGAGAAAAGCCCUAUGAGUGCCAUGAGUGUGGGAAAGCCUUCACCCAGAUCACGCCACUGAUUCAGCAUCAGAGGACCCACACAGGAGAGAAGCCUUAUGAGUGCAGUGAGUGUGGGAAGGCCUUUAGCCAGAGCACACUCCUGACUGAGCACCGGAGGAUUCACACGGGUGAGAAGCCAUAUGGAUGCAAUGAGUGUGGCAAAACCUUCAGUCACAGCUCUUCACUAAGCCAGCAUGAGCGGACACACACAGGAGAAAAGCCCUAUGAGUGUAGUCAGUGUGGGAAGGCCUUCCGGCAGAGCACACACCUCACUCAGCACCAGAGAAUCCACACAGGGGAAAAACCCUAUGAAUGUAAUGACUGUGGCAAGGCCUUCAGCCAUAGCUCAUCCCUAACAAAACAUCAGCGGAUCCACACUGGGGAGAAACCCUAUGAAUGUAAUGAAUGUGGCAGAGCCUUCAGCCAGCUUGCUCCCCUUAUUCAGCAUCAGAGGAUCCACACAGGAGAGAAGCCCUAUGAGUGUAAUGAGUGUAGCAGAGCCUUCAGCCAGAGCUCCCUUCUCAUAGAACACCAGAGGAUUCACACCAAGGAAAAGCCCUAUGGGUGCAAUGAAUGCGGGAAAUCUUUUAGUCACAGCUCAUCACUCAGCCAGCAUGAAAGGACACACACUGGGGAAAAGCCCUAUGAAUGUCAGGAUUGUGGAAAAUCCUUCAGGCAGAGCACCCACCUCACUCAGCACCGGAGAAUCCACACAGGAGAGAAGCCGUAUGAGUGUGGGAACUGUGGGAAGGCCUUUACACACAGCUCCUCCCUUACCAAGCACCAGAGAACUCAUACUGGAUAAGUUCCACGUGUGCUGGGACAUGGGGAAGCCUUAAGUCUAGCUUACCUCUUAUAAGACUGGAACCAGUUAUACUCAUGAGAAACAACACAAAUAUAUUUAUACACAAUAACACACUCCUUAGACACCCUUAGAGAGUUCACACUGACAGAAAUUACUGUGGCUCUAGUAAGGUUCAGGUCAUCCACCACCAAAUCCAUACAGUGGAGAUAGUCACCAUUGAACACCUUCAGCCUCAAAUGCUCAUGGGUUCUUACAUCGUGAAACCUCCAAAAGAGAAAUGAAAGAAAUGUAAUGAAUCUAGGCAUAGCUUCUGUCCAUGGAGUCACAAUAUCCAAAACCAGAGAUGUUCAAAGUGGUGACAACUCAACAAAUGCCUUUCAUAUAAGAUAACCAAAUGAAGUCAUAAUUUGCCAUUAUUGCAUAUUACAUUUCUGGUGAGGGGUAGGAGCUGGGUGCCUAUAAGUGGUGUAAGUUGACUGUGAUGUUUCCAAAAACUGUGUUGCUGAGUAUUCCAGAAAUGGGAAGCAUCUUUAUAGAUUCAUCACGGAUACUUGACUGUCUCCACACCAAGAUUUCUGAUAAAUGUGUAAAUUUAUUGAUCAGGAUACAUGGCAGCCAGUCUCAGAUUUGAAUUCUAUGUGACAAAAUAUUGAUGUACUUAUAGACAGAUUUUAAAGUAUCUAUGUAUUAUUUUGCAUCCUUAUAUGCAAUGGGAUUGAAAAGCUUUGUAUGGGAAGACUCAAAAUAUGAAGUUUCUCUAAGUCCUAAGUUUCUCUAGGACUCACAGGUAUCAGGAUUGCAGAUACUGCUGUUUUAUAAGAAGAAUAAGAUGCUUCCUUUGUUAAGCUAUUGUCUGAGGAACAAUAAGCACCUUCAUGUUGGAACUUUAUGCUUUGCAAGAUUUCUCUCAUUUAGGAAAUGUGCGAUUUAAUCCACUCCUUAAUUAUUUUUUCAAUGACUCUUCAUCCUGGUGUUUAGUAAACUUUUGUUUUAAUAUGAUUUAAUUUGAAGACCUAAUAGUAUUUCACUGAGUCCCAAAUACACACAUAGCAACCUCUCUGACAACUAUAAUUAGAACCCAUAAUAAGAUUGUAUUGGGUGGUUUCAGCAUCAACCCAUUACAUCAGUCAGUCUGAUUUUCUUAAUCAUAAUAUUAAGAUAUAAGUUUCCAGUCAAUUUGAAAUUUCUAUUUUAGGGGAACCAUGAUGCAAAUACUCUUCCAAUACUGUUCCUCAGUAUGUUUGUGCAAUGCCUCCUUUUUAAAUUAAAUGUUAGUAUUAUUUAAAAGUCUCUUUAAAAGGGGGGGGGUAAAUAAUGUAUUGAAGCACUGUCCAAUUUAAAUAAUACAAACCAUAUUGGUAAUGUUAAAUAUCCCAGUAUUUAUGAGUGGUGCAAGUUGACUCUGAUAUUUAAAAAAAAACAGUAUGGCAGAGUGUUUCAGAAAUGAGAGCAGUAAAGUUUAACAUUGAAGUACACCAUUUAUAAAGCAAGAAGAGGGAUCAGCAGGUAGCAUGGUGGGAAAGGUACUGGACUCCCACAUGGCUGAC